Molecule: messenger RNA, 450 nt
Organism: Morchella sextelata
Lineage: Eukaryota; Fungi; Ascomycota; Pezizomycetes; Pezizales; Morchellaceae
Exons: 5
Coding region: 1-450 (149 amino acids)
Biological process (GO): translation; ribosomal small subunit assembly
Cellular component (GO): cytosolic small ribosomal subunit; ribosome
Molecular function (GO): structural constituent of ribosome
Source: RefSeq, a predicted model, not a curated record
AUGGCUGAUAACACCGAAUACGACCCCGUUGAGGCUGCCGAGAAGAAGAAGAACAGAACCUUCCGCAAGUUCUCAUACCGCGGUGUCGACCUCGACCAGCUCCUUGAUCUCUCCUCAGAAGAGCUCCGCGAUCUCGUCCAUGCCCGCGCCCGUAGACGGUUCAACCGUGGCUUGAAGCGCAAGCCGAUGGGACUUAUCAAGAAGCUUCGCAAAGCUAAGAAGGAGGCCAAGCCCAACGAAAAGCCUGACCUCGUCAAGACCCACCUCCGUGACAUGAUCAUUGUCCCUGAGAUGAUUGGAUCAGUCAUUGGCAUUUACUCCGGAAAGGAGUUCAACCAGGUUGAGAUCAAGCCUGAAAUGGUUGGAUUCUACUUGGGAGACAAACCCGUUAAGCACGGUCGUCCCGGUAUCGGUGCCACCCACUCUUCAAGGUUCAUCCCGCUCAAAUAA